Molecule: messenger RNA, 3093 nt
Organism: Knipowitschia caucasica
Lineage: Eukaryota; Metazoa; Chordata; Actinopteri; Gobiiformes; Gobiidae
Source: the annotation of a GenBank genome assembly
AUGGACUCUCCCUGGCUUUGCUGUGGUCCUAUGGGACCAUCCACACUACCGCAGUUCACCAUCCUUGCGGGUCUGGCCAUAGAGUGGAUGGAGCCACGGGACCUGGUUGGCUCAGCCCGACCCAAAGAGGCGGAGAUACAAGGGGGAAGACUGGGUCCAAAUGAAGACAACCAGGAAGCGGUUGGAGUCAGUUUGUUACGUCGUGAUGAUGCGAUUAACGGUGCAAUCAGUGAAGGGGAGGGGGUAGAGGAGCAGGGAGAGAACCUGGAGGAGCAGGAGUUCUCCAUCAAGGAGGCAAGUUUCAAAGAAGGAAGCUUAAAGUUAAAGAUUCAGACUACCAAGAGAACCAAGAAGCCCCCAAAGAACCUGGAGAACUAUAUUUGCCCCCCAGAGAUCAGGAUGACCAUCAGGCCUCCAAUGGGAGAGAAGAGUGGUCGACAGAGCCGAACAUCUGGAGCAGGCGCACGAGCCUCAAAGGAUGACGAGAAAGGACCGCCCCGCAAAAGGACAUAUGAACGGCAGUUCAGAAUGCCUGAGCAGAGAGAAGGAAGUCUGCUGCAACUUUUGGGAGAUCCUUCCCCACCCAAGCACCAGCCCAGGGCCGCUCCCCUUCCUCACUCACAGCAGACGCCGCAAUUCAACAGGCACGGGCUUACCCAGGACUGGCUAACAUCGAGUGUGCCCUCCACAAUACUUAACCAUCCCAGUCAACCCGAGCCCCCCAAGACCACUCUGGAUCAGACACAAGCUUUCUCACGCUCCGCUCACAGUCCUUCACCACAGAGAUCUCUAACUCCAGAUCUACAGCUGCCUGUGGUCACAGACGCCAGCAUCCUCAACUUGACGUCUCUCAGCAGGGGAAGAGGCUUGCAAGAGGUCAGUGAGCAGCUCUUUGGGAACAUCAAGAAGAGGUAUGGCAGGAGGGAGUCCCAGAAGAUGCCAGCUAAUCCUCAGUGUGGUGAAACCUCUUGGGAGAAGCAGCCAGGAAAAGACAGCCCAGCUCAUUCGGAGGAGAGGUCAAAAUACCGACACGAACACAUAGACUCAUCACAUCUGCGGCAAGAUGGCGACUCCACCGAGAAACAUCAAAGUGGCCCGCCAGAUCCAAAAGUAGCACACAAGAACGACCCGCAAAAGAACGAAACGCACUUGACAAGUAACAGGGAUGGAAGUGGAUGGAAGUUGUCACCACCGCGUCUUCUGGCUAAUUCACCAUCACAUCUAUCUGAAGGGGCAUCUGUGAAGGAGGUGACCCUAUCCCCCAUCAGUGAAUCUCACAGUGAGGAGACCAUUCCGAGCGACAGUGGGAUUGGUACUGACAACAACAGUACCUCAGAUCAAGCAGAGAAGGGACCAGCCUCAAGACGCAGGUAUUCCUUUGACUUGUGUGGAUAUGAGACUCCCGAGGCAGCAGCUCUUGACGCCUCCAGCAGAGAUCGCAGGACGCACUGUGAGCUGCAGGUGACUUCAGCGGAUAACUUCCUCACACAGCAGGAGAAGAAACAGAAACAUCAUCGGAGAAAGAGGAAGUGCUUACAGACACGCGAUCAUCUGCACUUUCUGGCAGAAUUAGAAGAGGUCGUCUUGAAGUUGCAACAAUUAAGAGUAUCUCACAGACGAUACACUUGCUACCCACAGCAUCCUUAUCCCUCCAUAUUCCGGCUAAAUUUCCACCAUUUCUACCCUAUGACCUAUGACUCCUACCCAUGUGAGCCAAGCCCCUACAUGCGCCGCAGUGUUGAGUUGAAGGCAAAAAGGAGACGUGGUCGUCCAGCCAAAGCCAGCGAGCCAAUCACUUCAAAGCUGCCUUUUGUACAGGGGUAUGGCUAUCCUCUAGCUGGAGGCAAUUACUAUGCUGCACCCUAUGCCAUGCCUUAUGCUCCCCCUAUGGGGCUUGGAUAUUUCUCUCCAGCACCACCAUUUUACCUUCCCCACCCCUCCCUUGGACCAGGACCUUCAUCGCCCUUCAUGAGGCCAGCGGUCCCCCCACCAAAAGCUUACCAUUCUACGGGCCACUCAAAUCUCUCAAAUCAUCAGCCGGGGACCAAGCUCCAUGGAGCAGCUGGUUCAAUGCAAGGGCCUUCAGUGAGAACUGAGAGCUUAGGCAAUAGCAAUGCAGGUGGUCUUCGCCUUCACAAGAGGAAACACAAGCACAAACAUAAGCACAAAGAUGAACCGUUGCUGUCUCCACGCAACCACCAGGAUCUGGGUGGACUCUUCAGUGGAGCCAAAGCAAAUGCACGCAUGAACAUGAUCUCAGACAGGAGAGACUUCAGUCAGGGCUUGUCCAAGCCACUGGAAAAGCAGAAAAACAGUGCACCAAGCUUUGGAGCAUUUGGGGAUGACUCGACUCAGCAACCCUCUCACCCUCUCCUGUACAACCAGUUCCACCUGUGUCAAACUGGACAACCAAUCAAAAGCUUCUUGAACAGCUACAGUAGUGAUUCACAGCAACCAGAGACAGCUCAUGACCUUUUUCUGGGGUCACAAAGGGAAUGCAAUGGAAGAAACAAGAAGUCAAGGUUCAACCUCUUUGGAGAUCAAGGCCUCACGUCAUUUCACGCAACAACGCAGCAGCAACAGAGCAAGUGUGUCAGAAGCUCACUCACAGGUGCUGCUGGUAAGCGGAGAUACAAGCGUCGUGAAGUGGAGCAGAUCCAGAAUAAUGCAAGAAGGAUGCAUUCACUAAACUUUGAACAUGUGCAGAAGAUUCUCCGUGCCAAGCGCCUACAGCGCCAAGCCAAAACAGGAAACAAUGUCAUCAAGAGAAGACCAGGACGACCCAGAAAGCAGCCUUUAGAGUCUGUGGUGGCCAAUGAGCUGGAGCAAGGCUUGGACCUGUUGUCUGAGAGCAGAGCUGAUGGGAGGACACUGGGGAUGCCUGUACUGGAGAGGUGUGAUGACCUGCCAGGCAGGCCGAGUGUCAGGCCCAGUCUGAUCCCAGAGGCACUGGAAUUUUCCAAUCACGACUCAAUUGCAGCCACAAUAGAGACAGUGGUCCAUCAGGCCACUUCUGUACCUCCAGCCAAAGUUGGGAAACGUAGGGGCAGAGCCCACAGUCGGGACGACUUGUGGGCACCGUCUAGUCAGUAG